This is a messenger RNA of Saimiri boliviensis boliviensis (Bolivian squirrel monkey), 1935 nucleotides long. It is a transcript of the gene DRAM2, whose product is annotated as DNA damage regulated autophagy modulator 2. NCBI's taxonomy places the organism in Eukaryota, Metazoa, Chordata, Mammalia, Primates, Cebidae. Gene Ontology annotation, biological process: photoreceptor cell maintenance; regulation of autophagy. The record is from RefSeq and is a predicted model, not a curated record. Gene Ontology annotation, cellular component: lysosome.
CUGAGCGAGCGGCACCGAAGGCGCGCUCCUUGGGGCCAUGAGCGCGCCCCGGGGCCGACCGGUCCGCUCGGGAGCGCGCGCCACGGCUCCGCCCUGUGUUACAGCCAGCGGGCUUCGGCGGCGUGAGCUGCCGGCGCAGGUCGGUCUGGUAAGGCAAAGCGGAGCGGAGAUCCUCAAACGGCCUAGUGCUUCGCGCCUCUGGAGAAAAUCAGCGGUCUGAUUAAUUCCUCUGGUUUUGUUGGAGAGGAUUACCAAGAAUCUUCGCCCCAGUCCCACAAAAGCUACAAAAACUUGUUUGAAAUGUGGUGGUUUCAGCAAGGCCUCAGUUUCCUUCCUUCAGCCCUUGUAAUUUGGACGUCUGCUGCUUUCAUCUUUUCAUACAUUACUGCAAUAACACUCCACCAUAUAGACCCGGCUUUACCUUAUAUCAGUGACACUGGUACAGUAGCUCCAGAAAAAUGCUUAUUUGGGGCAAUGCUAAAUAUCGCAGCAGUUUUAUGCAUUGCUACCAUUUAUGUUCGUUACAAGCAAGUUCAUGCUCUGAGUCCUGAAGAGAACCUUAUCAUCAAAUUAAACAAGGCUGGCCUUGUACUUGGAAUACUGAGUUGCUUAGGACUUUCUGUUGUGGCAAACUUCCAGAAAACAGCCCUUUUUGCUGCACAUGUAAGUGGAGCUGUGCUCACCUUUAGUAUGGGCUCAUUAUAUAUGUUUGUUCAGACCAUCCUUUCCUACCAAAUGCAGCCUAAAAUCCAUGGCAAACAAGUCUUCUGGAUCAGACUAUUGUUGGCUAUCUGGUGUGGAGUAAGUGCGUUUAGCAUGUUGAUUUGCUCAUCAAUUUUGCACAGUGGCAGUUUUGGGACUGAUUUAGAACAGAAACUCCAUUGGAACCCUGAGGACAAAGGUUAUGUGCUUCACAUGAUCACUACGGCAGCAGAAUGGUCUAUGUCAUUUUCCUUCUUUGGUUUUUUCCUGACUUAUAUUCGUGAUUUUCAGAAAAUUUCUUUACGGGUGGAAGCCAAUUUACAUGGAUUAACCCUCUAUGACACUGCACCUUGCCCCAUUAACAAUGAGCGAACACGGCUACUUUCCAGAGAUAUUUGAUGAAAGGAUAAAAUAUUUCUGUAAUGAUUAUGAUUCUCAGGGAUUGGGGAAAGGUUCACAGAAGUUGCUUAUUCUGCUCUGAAAUUUUCAACCAGUUAAUCAAGGCUGACAGUAACAUUGAUGAAUACUGAUAAUCAGGAAACAUGAAAGAAGCCAUUUGAUAGGUUAUUUUAAAGGGCAUCAUCAAGAAGACUAUUAAAAACACUUAUGCCUAUACUUUUUUAUCCCAGAAAAUAAAGUCGAAGGACUGUGAUAUCAUAGUUUUUUAUACCGUAUUUAAGAGAAAAAAACAACCUGACGUGCACCAAGCAGUCUGCACAGCCAGCAUUUCAGGUUUUGUAAAUCAUUGCAGAUCAUGUUUUGUUAGGAGCACUUUUAUAAGAGACAUUUUCCAUGACUAAAUAAUCAGCAUUGGUCGGGAAAUCCUUUAGAACUGGGUUUUGAAAUGGGACUUCUAUCAUAUUAAAUCAUUUUGUAUAGUCUUAAAAUUUUUUUUGUUGUUCUGAAAUCUACCUGUAAAGGAAAGUAUGCCUGGAUUCAUGUGAGCUCUUUCAUGGCCUAAGUUUUGCCCAAGAAAUUUUAUAGGUAAUGAUUUUUUUUUUUCUGGCUGCAAUGCCAGAUCCUAAGCUAAUUGUUCUGUAAUACACAUGCUUGCAGUAGUUUCAUGAAAUUUAGUCUCUAGUGUGAGACUGUAAUCACCAGGGAAGGAGGGAGGUACCUAUAGGUAAAUUUACUUUAGUCACAUUUUAUAGAAAACAAAGGUUAGUAUUCAUAUAACAUUGUGAAGUAUGGGAAUAACAGCAGAUAUGAUUAAUAUCAAACCAAAGUCAUAAC